AUGCGCUGGGCGUUUGCGCAUGGUAUUGUUGAUCUGUCAGCAAAGAAACACAGCUCUCAUUUUGCUGUGUCACACACCUCUGUAGAACAACUAGAGGAAUUUAAUAUGGAUCUGCUUGGGAGAGGCAUGCAGCGGCUCGCACCAAAACUGUGGGGUCUGUUAGAUAAGCUGCUAUUCGCGGGAAAGAAGUCUAAAAAGGUCGUUAUUUUCAGCAUAAUCAUGCAAACUGCAAACCAAAAAUCAAACACGUUUCAAAGCAUCUUUGGUAUCUUUCUGCAGUCCACACACGCACCUCAAAAGGUCAUAGAGACACUAUCACGGAUGGGAAUCUGUGUCUCCAUUGAUUCGAUCAAUACAGCCAUCACAUCGUUGUCAAAGGAGGCUCACCAUGGCAUUUCUGCUCUGGGGCGGACCCUUCUCGCAUCCUAUGCAUAUGAUAAUUUUGAUGUGGACCUUAAAUCAACUGUUCAUACAGUUGACAAGUCAGAAGAUACGCUCAAACAUCUUACCGCUGGCCUCCUUUUUCCGCUACAGCAUGGUACUACUCUCGACAACUUGCAUUGCUCGAAAGCCUUGUGGGAAAGAUCGCUACUCAACCCGCAAGACCGCCUGGGACAUCUGGAGUCAGUAGAAAUGAUCCCUGUGGCCAAAACAAAGAUUCUAGCCUCACGAGCGAUGGAUAUCAGUAAUUCAACGGUAGCUGGGAACAUCAACUCAGUACUUGAGUUAUUGAAGCAGGGAGAUAUUGAAGAUCCGGCAGAAUGUGACCCCCUGCAAGGACUAGAUGUAUCAGAGGACCGACGCGCAAUUGAAAACACACCUUGGAAUCGCCUCCAGCACAUCAUCUUUAUUCCAGGUUUAUUUCAUUUGAAGAUGGCGAGCGCAGAUGCCAUCUGGCGCACCUUCUUGCAGCAUUUCUUGGCGCGACUAGAUGAGAACGCUUUGAUGCGGGAUGUUGGGAUUCUUCGACCUAAAGAAACAGGUAUAUAUGGCUCGAAGCCUGGGUUUCGUAGAAUGCACCAGCUCAUCACCUAUUCUGGUAUCUGCCGGCGCCUUGAUUGUUGGAGAGUUGAGGUAAAAAAAAUGUCGUCAGAGCCGCUAUUUGAUGAUAUACUUGCGAUGGCAGAUGUAAUUGCAAAGGAGUAUGUUGCUGAUCACAGACUUCAGCGGAUGAGAUCAAAAGAUGUCACUCAGCGUGAUGGAGAAUAUGAAAACGCGCUGCUCCUCAACAAAUACAUGCUACUAUACAAGGAACUUUCAUACGCUAUGAAUAUUGGGGAUAUCGGGCGAGUGGAAACGUGCAUUGUUGCGUGGAUCCUGAUAUUUAAGGCAACCGGGAAGCAUAAAUAUGUGACGCACAUGUCAGAUUUUCUAUCCAAUGUUCACUUUGUAUACCCAGAUGGCUUGCAGAGAGCCGUUCGAUAUCAUAUUCUUGUGAACCCAUCGGGAAAGGCAGGCAGCUUCCGAGCCAUUGACUGGUGCAUGGAAUCAAAUAACUUGUAUACAAAGGUUAUUCACGGCGGCAAGGGCCCUAAUCGCACCAUAGACCGUAUAAUCUUGGAAUCCCCCCUUGUACAGGUUUAUCGUAACUUACAACGGGUUUUCGAAGAAAAUUUCUUGCAUUUACACCUCACAACUCGACACACUAUCGUUGACAUGACGCGGACGUUCAACGAGCUCUGUAGGUACAUAGCACAGCACUCCCCGCAUGAACUGGUGCUCGGACGAAAAAGCAAACACUCUAUUCCCGAUCUCUACAGUAAAGGUCUCGAAUUAAUAGAUAAACAAUGUUUGGAUGCUGGAAUAGAAGAGGGGGGAACAUUAGAGGAGCAUCCGACAUUAGAGGACGUAGCAGUAGAGCUGGGAUUGUGA
Suillus plorans is the source of this 1872-nucleotide messenger RNA. RefSeq lists its product as uncharacterized. The transcript has 8 exons. The coding region runs from base 1 to 1872 and encodes 623 amino acids. NCBI's taxonomy places the organism in Eukaryota, Fungi, Basidiomycota, Agaricomycetes, Boletales, Suillaceae. The record is from RefSeq and is a predicted model, not a curated record.